Phacochoerus africanus (Common warthog) is the source of this 1599-nucleotide messenger RNA. RefSeq names its product transmembrane protein 230 (gene TMEM230). Gene Ontology annotation, biological process: synaptic vesicle transport. Bases 170 to 532 code for a protein of 120 amino acids. Gene Ontology annotation, cellular component: synaptic vesicle; endomembrane system. NCBI's taxonomy places the organism in Eukaryota, Metazoa, Chordata, Mammalia, Artiodactyla, Suidae. The transcript has 4 exons. The record is from RefSeq and is a predicted model, not a curated record.
UGGCAGGCCAACUUCCCGUAUGCCGUUUCCGGCGCCCCGCUUGUCGGAGGCGGGGCGGCAGUUGGGGGAAGUGUGCCAUGAGGCUUCGGGCGCGCUUUCUGCCAACCGUGAGAGAGCUUUUGGCGCGGGGCUCCGGUAAGGCCUGCGAGUGUAGCUGUGUCAACGUGUUAUGAUGCCGUCUCGUACCAACCUGACUACUGGAAUCCCCAGUAGUAAAGUGAAAUACUCAAGGCUCUCCAGUACAGACGAUGGCUACAUUGACCUUCAGUUUAAGAAAAGCCCUCCUAAGAUCCCAUAUAAGGCCAUUGCGCUUGCUACAGUGCUGUUUUUGAUUGGCGCCUUUCUCAUUAUCAUAGGCUCCCUCCUGCUGGCAGGCUAUAUCAGCAAAGGGGGGGCAGACCGGGCUGUUCCUGUCCUGAUCAUUGGCAUCCUGGUGUUCCUGCCAGGAUUCUACCACCUGCGCAUCGCCUACUAUGCAUCCAAAGGCUACCGGGGUUACUCUUAUGAUGACAUUCCAGACUUUGAUGACUGACAUCCACCUCAGCCCUGAGGAGAAGAGUCACAGAUGAGACUGAGCCUGACUUUAUGACAUUGAGCAGGAACUAUGUGUAGGGACUAAGGAUUUCUGCAACUGGCAGAUGUUUAACAAAACAGUGGCCAGAUUUUAAUGGGUCUGUCCUAAAGAUGUUAAUUGAAUUUACAACUAGCUCAUUAGGAUAGUCUCUAAUUUUCAUCUCCUGGCCCUGAGACAAAUUUUUCCAUAUGCAUAUGUAUCACGAAGAGUAGCAGUGUUAAUUGCAUGAGAAAGUGGGAGGUUAUUCUUCAGCUUUUGCUGCCACCAUCAUUUUUAGAGUUAAGCAUUUCUUUCAACUAGUCCUCAAUGUCAGUAUGUUCUUGUGGCAAAUGAAAGAAUGCAGUAUGUCAGAUUUCUUGUCACUAAGUAAUUUGAAAAUAGAUCUAAGUGUCUUAUCCCCAUACUCAUCAUGGCAAAAUCAAAUAUCAGUGUGGGUGCAUCUGUAAUUUUUUUACUUGAUUUUUUUUUUAACUCAAUGCAUUUUUUUUUAACUCAAUGAAUUUAUUACUUUACUUACUUUCUUAUUAACAGCAACUAGGAAUUUUUAAAACCUCAGACCAAGGUUUCAAAAUGUAAACACUUUGUUCACCAAUCCUUGGCCCCAUCUCUGAUGUGGUUCACUGAUAGCUUGGCCAGUGUAUAGUUCGGAUCAUUCUGUCCUUUUAGAUAAAGAUGUUCUGUAUAUCAUACCUUUAAGGACUGGAUUUUUGGCAGAUGUUCUGUAUGUCAUACCUUUAAGGACUGGAUUUUUGGCUGUUUCCUAAGGGGAAAAUAUAGAUAAGUGGUUAUUAUUUAGAGUUUUUAACCUGACGUUAGCAUCUUGUAUUUAUGAUGACAUUGUGCUGAAGAUUGUAAGCAUUGGCCUGGAUCUCUAGAGGAUUAGACUGCCUUAGUUUGAUUGGUUUCCUAGCUUGCAAAAAGUGACUAAUAUUCAGAAGAAAUUAAAAUGUCAAAAUCUAAAUCCUAGACUUUUAACAUACUUCAGAAAACAUGUUAAUGAUUAUAUUAUAUCACUGAUCCCAGUA